AUGGCGUCACGCGAGGCAAUUGUCGUAGACGACGCGGACGACGCACCGAGUGCGGCGCCGCGCUCGCUCGCUAGCAUUAUACCGGACCGUGCGCAGCUCGAGCGCGAGAGGCUGGCGCGCGCGGCGAAGCGCGCGGCUCAGGCCGUGGACCGUGCGCCGACCGCAGGGCCGAGCACCAUGGCGGGGCCGUCGACGCCGCAGCGCGCCCAGGCAGACUGGGGCUCGUACGUGCCCAAGCGGCGUGCCGGUGCCGCGACGUCGGCCUCGGGGCCGUACGCAGGCUGGAAGUCGGCAGACGUGCCUCGCGCGUCUCCUAGCAGCGAGACGUCACCGCGGUAUACCCCCAUCUCGGCUGCGGACCGCUUCUGGCGCGGAGCAAUCAAGGCGACCUACAACCGCUAUGCGCGGCCCGCCAAGGCCGGCACGCGCCUCGGUGAGGCUCUGCUGCCGGCCACGGCGACGAGCGCCAACGGGCUGCAGCGCGUCCUGCUCACCUCGUACGAUGUCGAGAUGGAAUGGCUGCUUACUCUCUUCCCCUCGGUACCCGUGACGUACAUCGGCAAUCCCCCGCCCGGCGACCCUCGACGUGACCCCAGCGUCCCAAGGCCUGGCUUGUAUCCGUGCAAUGGCGUGUCGAAUUGGGAAAUGGGCAUUCCUUCCAAGCCCCACCCCCGCGCGCUGCAGCACAGUAAGCUGAUCCUCCUGUACUUUACGACUCACCUGCGCGUGAUCAUCUCGACCGGUAACCUGUCGCAAGUCGACUGGACGCGCUACGAAAACCUCUUUUACGUGCAAGAUUUUCCGCCGGCCAGUGACGCGUCGCCCGAGCCUCCGUCGCCGCGCGCGUCCGGCGACGCAUUCCGCACGGACCUCGAGCGUGUGCUCACGUCGCUCAGUCUCCCCCGCACGCAUGCCGCCUAUACAGCCCUCGCGACGUACUCGUUCACGCGCGCAGCCGCGCAUAUCGUCGCGAGCUGGCCGCAGCCUCCUGUGCACGGCUGGCCAGCGAUGGAGCACUGCGGCGUGGCGCGUCUCGGGCGUGUGGUGCGCACUAUUGGCGCGCGCAGCGAUAAAAUGUUGCUCGAGGCGCAGGGGUCGUCGCUCGGCGUGUACGAGCGCCGCUGGCUCGAGCAGUUCUACGUGCUGGCCAGCGGCCGCGACGUGACGGGCGUACUCCCAUUUGCCGGGCGUGCGAGUGGCCCUGGCGCCUCGAGCGAGUUCCUCAAGCUCACUGGAGAGACGUCGUGGCCGCCCGUGCGCAUCCUCUUUCCCACGCAGCGCUAUGUCGAGCAGACCUUUGUCGAGGGCCCCCCUGGUGCGGGGUGCUUCUUUGCCAAGGUCGACGACUUUCACAAGCGCGAGCUGCGCCCCCUGUUCUACCAGCCGGUGUCGUGUCGCGGCGACAUUCUCAUGCAUGCCAAGUCGCUCGUGGCUACCGGCCCCGCGUCCCAGGGAUGGGUGUACCUCGGCAGUGCGAACUUUACGCGGGCGGCGUGGGGCACAGUCGCCGGCACGCCCGAGCGCCCGACGCUCUCGGUGAACAACUGGGAGCUGGGUAUUGUCCUCCCUCUAGACUCUACGGAUGUGGACGGAAGCGCAGCCGACGCCAUCCCCUACCGGCGCCCUCCCGCGCCGAACCUUGCGCUGGCCGAUGGCGAGGUGUAUAGCCAGCCGGCUGCGACCGGUGUUGGUAUCCACGAGAGUACACAGCUCGUGGCGGCGAUCGAUGCGCUGAAACGCCAUGGCAACCCGGUGCGGCUCGAAGACUUUGCGCUGAUGAACGGCCUGCAGUCGCUGCUGGACAGCAAGAACGGGCUGUACAAGCGCUUCUCCGAGCACCCCAAGGUGCAGUAUGACGAAAAGACGGAUUUGUGGAGCUACAAGCCCGACUACAAUGUGCACAGCACCGCCGACGUCGUGACGCUGCUGCGUGACAAGUACUACCACCCCGCGGCGCUGACCCCCGCGUCCGCGGCGGCGGGCAUGCGUGUCGCCGAGCUACGUGAGUCGUAUCCCCCCGCGCGCGAGGCGAUCGAGGAGCUGGUCAAUGCCGAGCCCUUUGAGGACCGCCAGGUGCUGGCGCUGCGUGGCAAGCGCGAUGGCGCGAUCAAGCACGUCUUUUGGAACCCCAUCCAAGGCGAGGAGGUGCGGCCGAUUGACAACGAGUUCAAGGAGCUGUGGCGUAGCCUGCGCGUGCCCGACGUGGUGGACCUCACGACGGACCUCGAGAGCGAGGGCCUCAGUGCGACCAAAGAGAUUGACAAUGCGCCGAAGGCCCAGGCGAGUGCGCCCGCGCAGCGUGGGCGCAAGAGCCGGCGUGGCGCCGCGCCGCGCAAGUUCAAGCUGCAAAACACGCAUUUGCAAGGCGUGGACCUGAGCAAGGACUUUGUCAAGCAGUGA
Malassezia japonica is the source of this 2400-nucleotide messenger RNA. RefSeq lists its product as uncharacterized. Gene Ontology annotation, cellular component: nucleus. Gene Ontology annotation, biological process: transcription initiation at RNA polymerase II promoter; DNA repair. The record is from RefSeq and is a predicted model, not a curated record. Lineage: Eukaryota; Fungi; Basidiomycota; Malasseziomycetes; Malasseziales; Malasseziaceae. Gene Ontology annotation, molecular function: 3'-tyrosyl-DNA phosphodiesterase activity; single-stranded DNA binding; double-stranded DNA binding. The transcript has 7 exons. Bases 1 to 2400 code for a protein of 799 amino acids.